Molecule: messenger RNA, 1114 nt
Organism: Stomoxys calcitrans (stable fly)
Lineage: Eukaryota; Metazoa; Arthropoda; Insecta; Diptera; Muscidae
Product: elongation of very long chain fatty acids protein F-like
Exons: 4
Coding region: 89-898 (269 amino acids)
Biological process (GO): sphingolipid biosynthetic process; very long-chain fatty acid biosynthetic process; fatty acid elongation, polyunsaturated fatty acid
Cellular component (GO): endoplasmic reticulum membrane
Molecular function (GO): fatty acid elongase activity
Source: RefSeq, a predicted model, not a curated record
UGAUAAAAGGAAAUGUAGUCGUAAAAUUUCAGUGCAAUUAAGAACAUCAUCUGGGGCAGAAGCUUUUAUUAACCACACCAGAACCAUAAUGAGUGCUAUUGCAAUGGCUCUGCAAACGACGCUGGAUUUUGUGGAGAGUUUUCGCCUAGACAAACGUAUUACCACUCACCCAAUUUUUGGCAGCCCAUAUUUGAUGGUAGGAACUAUUGCCCUCUACUUUGUAAUGGUGCUCAAAGUGGGACCCAAAUUAAUGAAGAACCGCAAACCUUUUAAAUUGGAGCGUACAAUGCAGAUCUAUGAUGUGUUUCAAGUUGUACUCAAUUCAUACAUUUGCUGGAUAUCAUUGCGUGAUACCUACAUGAGACCUGAUUUCAGUUUGCUUUGCGAAAGCUAUGAUCCCAGCGAUGUAAGAAGUGUCACGCUGAAGUUACGUCUACCUUAUUUGCUGUAUUUGCUCUCAAAAUUUUUGGACCUCCUUGAUACGGCAUUUUUUGUGCUGAGAAAAAAAUAUAAUCAAAUAUCCUUGUUACAUGUGUAUCACCAUUCGAUAAUGAUAUUAGCUACAUAUACCUAUGGCUCACAAUUUUUUGCAUCACAUUACUCUGCAGUCGGUAUCCUCAACUCACUGGUCCAUGCUGUAAUGUACACCUACUACUUUGUAGCAUCGCUGAAGCUAAACAUCGACCUGUCAAAGUGGAAGAGGCGUGUGACCCAAAUGCAGUUGAUACAAUUUGCUCUAUUGGGCUAUCAUUUCAGUGUACCUUUAGUGCUGGGAAAUCCGUGCAACUUGAAUGUACCAUGGAUGUGGGUGGCAAUAGUCAACAACUUAUGCAUGGUUAUACUCUUUUCGAAUUUCUACUAUCAAUCCUAUAUUCGGAAGGCGAAAAAGAAGCUGUAAAUAAUAAAAUAGAAAAAUACGGUUCUGGGACUUGCAAAAUUUCUAAGAUAGCUCUCUGAAGUUUGAGUUAUAGUUAAAUUCGGUUGAAAAUCUAACAUUUCGAAAACUAAGGUUCCAAAAAUCUUUGAAAUAAUUAAAAUCGCCUUAAAAUUUUAUAUUUAAAUUUUCAGUUUUAUUAAAUUUAAAUAAAAUUAUAGUAUUGUGUUGUUAACAUUA